ACUUACUCUCUGAAAUCAAUGGAUUCUAAAAGAGUUCACCUUUUGGUAGCUCAGUUUUUAUUUGAAAAUAACUACAAGAAUGCUUUGGAAGCUUUCACUCGAGAAAGUGGUUUUGAUUACGAAGAAAAUAAUUCUAUGAAGACUUCAGAACUAAUAUCAGUUCUAGAUGAAUACAAGGAAUUAACAAGGAAGCAUGUGACAAAUAAAGUUGUAGAAUUUCUUCCUGGGAAUGGGAACUAUGCAAAAGAGUUGCUGCUGUCAAUUCCUGAUCUUGUUGGUGGAGAAAACAUACUAGCAGUCAGAGUUACAGCCAAUGGAGAUCUUAUCGCAGGAUCAACUCAAGGGUUGUUAUCAGUUGUAACAUUAAACACACCUCUUCCCAGUGAUGAGACUAUGCUGCCAUUUCCAUCGAUGAUCGAGCUUCAUUCAGCUGGAAUCAUUGCUUUGGACAUUCAUCCAGUUAAAAAAGACAUUAUUCUCACUGGAAGCAUGGACAGAAAGUGUUUGCUGGUAAAACUUUUAAAUGCAGAUGAGCAUCAUGUUCUUCAGACAUUUGAAAAUCAUCAAAAAUUUGUUGUCAAAGUGAGAUGGUCAUAUUCAGGAAAGUAUUUUGCCACAGCUUCUUAUGAUCAGUCUGUUUGCAUUUACAGAGAAAUUUCUGGGGGAAAUGACCUCAAUUACGAACUUUGGAAACAAAUUGAAUAUAAAGGUCAAGUGGAGGGGAUUGCAUUUCAAAAGAAUAAGGAUGUUAUCCUUGUUUCUGUGAGAAAUGACAAUAACCUCCAUGUUGUUAAUUUGACUGGAGAAGAACCACAGGAGGACAAACAAAUCAACAUGAAUCUGCUGCAAGAUGAUUAUGUUAGUUUUACAGCUAUGGACAUCAGCUGCAGUCCUGAUGACAACUUUGUGCUAGUUUCAACUGAUCAAGACAGACUUAUUAUUUUUGACUUACGCACUGGAAGCCAGGUUGCUAAUUUUUAUGGCAGUCUUAACGACGAAUAUAGUCAACCAAGAAGUUGUUGGGACCCUUCAGCACAGUACAUAUACUCUACCUCUCAAGACAAGAGUAUAAUGGUGUGGGAGAUAUCCAGCCAAAAGGUUGUGGAAAAACUAGAGGGACACACUGGCAUAGUGAGAGACUUAUGGUACUGUGAACCUCUCUCUGUGUUAGUAUCCUGUGGAUUCGAUGGCUCAGUUCGGUUUUGGAACAAUGGACACAAGGAUGAAGUCAGUUAACAACAAUUUUCUUGACUUCACUAGACAUCAUUUUCUGUACGGAAUUUUCAUCAGCUGAGUUUUCAAUGAGUUUUCAAUAGAAUUCUUUAUAUGGCUGACAUCACAUGGUAGUCAGUGUUUGACCACCAUUUGGAGCAGAUAUUGAGAUUCAAAGACUUUCAAUAGCUGAAAACCGACCCAAGCAAUCGUGAAUGAAAAAUAACCGCUAAAUAUUUUACUAAUAAAUAAAGGGAAUGAUUUGGGAAUAAACAAAAAAUACAAUAUAAAAGGGGAAAUGAAUUUUUUUAAAUAAACACCCAAGUGCAAAAUCGU
Molecule: messenger RNA, 1548 nt
Organism: Actinia tenebrosa (Australian red waratah sea anemone)
Lineage: Eukaryota; Metazoa; Cnidaria; Anthozoa; Actiniaria; Actiniidae
Molecular function (GO): protein binding
Source: RefSeq, a predicted model, not a curated record